Messenger RNA from Kluyveromyces lactis, 981 nucleotides. It is a transcript of the gene DLT1, whose product is annotated as Dlt1p. The record is from RefSeq and is a predicted model, not a curated record. The transcript has a single exon. The coding region runs from base 1 to 981 and encodes 326 amino acids. Lineage: Eukaryota; Fungi; Ascomycota; Saccharomycetes; Saccharomycetales; Saccharomycetaceae.
AUGGUAACAAGUUGGUAUAAAAUAUGGUAUCAUACCACGCAGGUGAUAUUCAUCCUUUUAUUUGUUGGUUUUUCUGUUGUUGUUCCUUUAGAUUGUAUUGUGCAAGCGUCAGACUCUAGCAACGAUGCAGUUAAUACCUUUAUUGUGGUCGGUGCAGCUGUUGUAUUAGUGGUAUUUGGGAUUUCUAUUAGUUUUGCUCGUGUAUUGAUCUUUCGAAGAUCAUUACAAGAUAUACCGAAGAAAUACAUUCCAGUAACUGCGCAGGAUAUGCGUCAUAAACCUUCAAGGGAAUAUGUGAUUGAAAAUAUGAAGAGAGCUGGAGAAUUGGCGGAAAAGUUUAAAGUACCGAAAGAGCCUGUCUUACAUGCUGGCAUGGAACCAAAAGACAGUGAUAUGUUUCCUGAACACUUGAAAUAUGCGGAAAUUGUUAAAUUUAUCUCUGAUAGGUUUAGAUUCGACGGGGCUUUGCUGUUGAAUUUUGUCACUGAAUCGGAUCUCAGUACAACUUUCAAAACAGCACUUCAUAAACUUUUCGAGAAUGAAAAACACCCUUAUAAGCAGUAUUUGGAUGAGUUUAUCUCGCUUUAUGAGAAAUUCCGAUUUAGUGGACAAGAUAUUGAACGAAACGAUUUCGUAAAAUUCUUAAGACUCUACAAAUAUCUCGCUGAUUUAUCGAAUAAUUUGGAUUUAACAAGAAUCGAGUCUGUCCCAUCCCAAUUUCUUCACGUUCCUACUGAAGAUUAUGACACUGAUGCCAGAUCUAGAACGGACUCCGAAUUCUCAACUCCAUAUUUACGACCUUACCCGUCUGACGCCUUCAUGCAUAAUACAACCCCUGCAUCACAUGUGGGCUCUCGCUCCAGUAACUUCAGUUACGAUAUAGAUGAGUCUGCAGAACCACCAGAAUCUGUGGAAGACCAACAAAGAUAUCAUGACAUGCUCACUAGAGUAGACACUUACAAUACCGUCAUACAUAGAUGA